AUGAAUUUCCACGAAUAUUAUUCGGAACUUCUCAAGAAAUUACCACCUUCCAUAAAAAAGAAUAUAUGGAAUCGACUUACUUCUAGAGUACAUAAUCCAUUGACAGAAGAACAAGCAAGUAGUAUUAAUCCUGAUAUUGAAGCAUUGUUAAUUAGUGAAAUUGAUAAAUAUGAAAAGAAAAAAAACCGAUAUCGAAUCAGACACAAAGUGUCCUGCUCCGCUAAUACACAAGUAACUGAUAUGUGCCCUGGCACCAGCUCCACUGUUGAGGAGGAGAUUAAUGCUCGAGUCAAAGAAGCUACAGAUAAAAUGCAUCAAAGGUUUAUUGAAACUACACAGGAAACAUUAAAUUCCAUUAAGCAACAGAAAGAUGCAGAGUGUAAGAAAAUAAAGCUGGAUAUGGCUAAUAGAGAAUGA
Molecule: messenger RNA, 417 nt
Organism: Entrophospora sp. SA101
Lineage: Eukaryota; Fungi; Glomeromycota; Glomeromycetes; Entrophosporales; Entrophosporaceae
Source: the annotation of a GenBank genome assembly